This is a messenger RNA of Bipolaris sorokiniana ND90Pr, 321 nucleotides long. RefSeq lists its product as uncharacterized. Lineage: Eukaryota; Fungi; Ascomycota; Dothideomycetes; Pleosporales; Pleosporaceae. The record is from RefSeq and is a predicted model, not a curated record. The transcript has 4 exons. Bases 1 to 321 code for a protein of 106 amino acids.
AUGCCCAAGGAGAAGACCACUCGCAAGGCUGCGCCUAAGACCAAGGCCGAGAAGAAGAAGAAGGUUGCAGACCCCAACGCGCCCAAGCGUGGUCUUUCCGCCUACAUGUUCUUCGCCAACGAGCAGCGUGAGAAGGUCCGCGAGGACAACCCAGGCAUCAAGUUCGGCGAGGUCGGCAAGCUUCUCGGUGAGAAGUGGAAGGCACUCAACGAAAAGCAGCGCCAGCCCUACGAGGCCAAGGCUGCUCUAGACAAGAAGCGCUACGAGCAGGAGAAGGCUGCUUACACAGCUGCCGAUGAGGAAGAGGAAGAGUCCGAGUAA